UAUACAAUUGUAGCUUUAAGUAUUAGUCACUAUUUGCUCAAAUUAGUUUAAAUAACAAGAUUUUGUGAGUGUCUAUUGUAAUUUAUGUGCAGUUUCAUAAAACAAUCAACUAAAAUGCAAAUUGAUAUUUCAUAAGUUAUGACUUCAUCAACUGAUGAAUUAAAUAAAUUGGAUUCUGCCUUGUGCAUAACUUCUGAAGACGACCAAAUUGAUUUACAAGAAUUUUUAGAUUUUUUAAUAUUAGCUUAUCGAAUAAAUGACGUUCUAACUACAGAUAAAGAUAACAUAAAACAUGACACCCAUAUAAAUUGGACUGAAAUAUCUCGUAAUAAUUUAUUCUCACGACUAUUAAGUAAAAAAUACGACACAGUAGAGGAAGAAGGAAAAAUAAUAAUGCAGAGUACAAGUAUUGAACGAAUACAAUAUAUUCUCAAACACAAAUUAAAAGAAAUUAUGAAUGAGGGUAUACUAGAUUCGGUACUUCCAUUUAUAGUAAAAAAAACAUUAACCACAAAUGCUUUAAAGACGUUUGAAUCCUUUGGAUCCAAAACAAGUAAUUCUUUAAGUAAAGACAAAUUGUGUUUAAAACAAAAAUGUAAUGCGACGGAAAACUUAUCAAGAUCAAAAGGAGAUACUGAGAUUGAAAUUAACGUAUGUGAUGCAGUUCAAAAAUUAAAAAAAGUUUUUCGAUGUCCUAAACGCCUACUUAUUUCUAAAAUGGGAUAUUUUUCUGAAGUUACCAAAGGACAACGACUAGAAGAUAUCGAUAUAUCAGUACAUUGUGAAAUACCAAUAUUUGAUUGGUUAAUAAAAUGGGUUAAGAAGGAUUUGAAACCAAAAAAUGAGUGGCCGUCUUUAGAUAAUGGAAAUGUAGUACCAAUUUUAGUAUCUGCGUCAUUUCUUCAAAUGGAACCUUUAUUUCUAGAAUGUUUACUAUUUUGUAAAAAUAAUAUAAAUGAUGUGUUAUCUUCUUCAGCAAGUUUUGGAUGUGUCAAUGAUGGAGUUAUAACAAGAUUAUCAAAUCAGUUCAAUAACUGUGAUGUGGAAAAUAUGGUAGAUGUUAAGGAUAAAUUAAAAUCACGUUUGUUCACGAAAUUAAUUUGGGAUUUGUGCAAACGAAAUCCAAAACAAGAAUCAGGACACUACAGUACAUUAGCUUAUGCAUACUAUUGCUGUCGUUGUAAUACAAUUUUGGUUCCAAGUGUGGCGGGUAGAAUACCGUGCAAGCCACCAACUUUUAAAGUCGCUCAUAAUGGAAAUGUGAUUGCUUGUCAUUUUAGAGAUCCAAAGUGGACAUUAAAUGAUCAUGUGAAAUCAAUGUUUUCAAAAUAUAAGUGUUGGCGAAUAGUAUAUUGGUCUUUGUGGUCAGAAUGUCAUUUUAUGCGUUGUUCACGUUGUCAACAAAUGUAUCCGGUUAAAAAUCAAAGGUGGUGUCAAUUUCACACACAGUUGCCACAGUAUUAUCCAGUUGAAAACAAUCGAUAUCUUUUUUAUCCAAUAGGGCGGUAUCCGUGUUGCAACGAGAGGACUUUUAAAUAUGAGCCAAUCAAAAAUCCAUUUGGCUGCCGCUAUCGAGAGCAUAUUCCGAUACUUGAACAUACAGCAGAAAUAGAAACAUAUAAAAUUAUGCAAAUGUUCCCAUCAUUAACCAUUAAUGAUCCACCGAUGUUUUUUUCGAAUGGUUUUUCAAAACUUAUAGAUCCCCAUGGCGAUGUAAAGGGUAAUAGUGAUCAAAAUAUGGCUUGGGCUGUUGAAUCUCAUCGUUUUACUCCUUUUAUAGUUUCAAGUGAAGGAACAUGCAAAAAAUCUCAGUUUUGGUGGGAUAAUGUAGUAAUGGGUACAUCAUCAAAUAAAAAACCAUUGUUAACAGAAUUGUGGGACAAACCUUUCGCUAGAGUAUCUGUGUCGCCGAGUAUAAGUAAUAAUAUUUAUGAAUCGACUGAGGUUCCACUAAAUGAAACCCAUUCAUCAUUUGGAUCUUCGUUUGAAGAAGUUGAGGAUUCAUUAUCAAGUUUCAGUGACAGUGAUUCAAAUCAUUCAGAAAAAACAACUUAUAAUAAUAAACAACAAAAGAUUAAACGGACUUCAAAAGCUAUUAGAAAAUUAAAACAAAGAUAUAGAUAUUCUGGUACUUAUCAAUGGUCAUUGACAGCACCCAUGCGUUGUAACCAGGAUAAUCAGAGAGAAUAUGAAGAACGGUGUUUUAGACAAAUUGCUCAUCAUUUGUUACAUCAAAAUAAUAAUUCAAACGCAGAAUGUAGUCGAAUGUUAACCACAAACAACCCUAUUGAUCUUUGUCAAAGAUCUGGUGGUUAUUUUUCAAAGCUCGAAUCAGAACUUCUGUCAAAAAUUGAUCCAAAGAAUGUUCAACGAUCAUGUACUGUGGAUACUAAAGGACAAACAAAAAUUAAACUAAAGAAAACUCCUAAGCCUAGCUCUUAACUUCAAAAAUUAAAAUUAUUAAAAGUAAUUGUAAAAAUAAUUUUAGACUUAAUGUACGUGUUAUCAGUUCAUGGAAAAAAAAACAAUUAGGUAAA
Molecule: messenger RNA, 2537 nt
Organism: Sipha flava (yellow sugarcane aphid)
Lineage: Eukaryota; Metazoa; Arthropoda; Insecta; Hemiptera; Aphididae
Source: RefSeq, a predicted model, not a curated record